AUGAAUCUAUUUACUGUGCAUAUCAGUACCCCGGCGAGUGAGUUGGGAGUGAUAAUGCUGUCGAGUACCGCUGGAUACACACACCGUUCGCGAGUGCUGGUCAAACGCCGUGAUGAGACUUCUCUCCGCACGGUGUUGUGUCCUGCGAUACGCCGCAGUAAUUGCUGCCGCGCCCAUCAACGUGAGGAACAGCUGCGGGCCGCAUUAGCUGCCGAGCACGAACAGCAAUUAAUGCGCACCGCAACAGAGAUGCACACACUGCAGUGUGAAUUGCUGCCAGACGCCACACCCUCACUGGAGAGUAUUCUCGCCGAGUUGCGGCGUACACCACCUUAUGUGCAUUGGAGUUUAGAUGCGGCCGCAGCGGAGCGAAUGGCGGAGUUGCGAUUGCGGCACUGUCCGUAUUCACAUCAACGCGAUAUUCACGCCGUACUGCGCCAACAGAAGCGACUGGAUGCAAAGACUAUGAAAGAAGAAAAACAACAAAAACAGUUGAGUCAACGGAAAGAGGGAUCUGCAAUGGUAGAGACAAGACGACGGCGGGUGUUUAAUGGCCUCACACCAUUACAAAAAUGUGUGGUGUGUUUACUCUGGCAACGUUCUUUCCAUAUUCCGCAGAAAGUUGUGUGUGAUGUGCGGCGCCGCAUGGAGGAAGAUUUACUGGAGAAUGAAGAGAGUGAAGUGGAUGUGAAUGCACGUGUAGAGGCUGAGGAACAGCAAUUGGUGUCUGUUACUGUUUGUCGUCCAACACUUGGAGUGGUGGAUUUAUCAUCCAUUCCUCACAUUGUGGCAUACAUCUCACAACACCCAGAGGAGUCUGUUAUCUUGCCAGAGACGUUUGAACACUUUAUCGGUGGUGAUGGCACCAGUAAUAGUAAUAAUAAUAAUAAUAAUAAUAAUAAUAAUAAUAAUAAUAAAAAGAGUAGCCGUAUCGGUAGUGUUGGAAACAGCAUUAUUCCAAGCGGCCUGACAGAGAAGCAGGUGGAUAUCAGCUCAACCGCCUGCGCACAUGAGUUGGUCGAAGCUAUUCUCUGGACACUGCAGGUAAUAAAUGAAGAGAUGGUGCAAAAAAGAGAGAAUACACCACAUAAUAAAUUAGUCUUGCGUUCUCUGACGUUACGUCGAUGUGACAUCACAUCUGCAGAUGCGCUUAUUGGUGCUCUUCGCAAACAACGACAGGAAACCACAUUGCUGGCUCUUGACAUCAGUGAUAACAGACUCAUGAAUCUUCGUUUUCUCUUUGCUCUUCGUGCACACUUCUCUGAACGGCUGCUGCGUCUCUCACUUGAAGGAAAUCCCAUCACACGUAAGCCAGAUUAUCGUGAACAGGUGCGGAAGUCCCUUCCAAAACUCACAAGUCUCGAUGGUAAAGCCAUACGACGACCACCACUAUCAAUGCCAUACCCGUCAACACUUUCUGACACUUUCCGUCUUGCCACUACAACUACAACUACAACUAGUAGUAGUAGUUGUAGUGGUAGUAACAAUGAUAAUAGUGGUAAUAGUAAUGCAGUAGUCACACCAAACCGCCGGGUUCUUCGUGCUGAGGAAUUGGAUGCUGUUAUGGAUAACCUUGCAAGGUUUCUGUAUAUAUGGGAAACACGCCGUGUGCCAUGGACGGUGGCAGAAGUAGAAAAGCAAUUACAACAACACAGACGUCUUUCAUUAAAGCGACACAAAAAUGAGGCAGGAACAAAAAGGAAAGAAGAAAAAGAAGAACAAGGAGAUGAAUUUAUAUUACCUCCAGAGGAGGAACUUGAUGAGGAUAACUUUCAUCACCGUUAUUUGCAUCCCUCAGCUAUGUUUACCAUGACUUUACAUGAUCAACUUUCAUUCUUUGAUCCAGAGACUAUGCGGCUUGCGACGGAAGUAGAAUUUGACAAGAGUUACACUGGUAUGCGACUAUCCCCAGUUGAUGUGCGAGAUCUUCGUGUAUUUGAUGUGGCUAUGAAAGGCAAUAGUCGUAAUUUGUUAUUAGGACGAUCUGUGUUGCAUCGAUUUGCACGUGGUUCACUAAACUGUUACACGGCGUAUAAAUAUAGUAUGUAUCCUCAACAACUGCAGGUUUGUCAUCAUCUCGGUGGAGCAGUCAUCUCUAUAUCGAAGAUAACGGAUACCGCAAUAAAAGAUACAUCGACAAAGCCUGUGGUCUCUAAAGAACAAGAACAAGAACAACCGAAAAAGAAAAACAGAGAGAAAGAAAAAGAGAAACAAAAGCCAGGUAGUAAGAAGAAUCGAUUGGAAAUGGAAUCUUCUUCUUCUCCUUCUCCUUCUGGUGUUUUCUCCAGUAACACUUACGCACGUAAACCAACAUUUUAUAUUGUAACUAUGCAUGGUGUGAUGACAUGGCGAUCACCUAGUAUGAAACGGGGUGAAUGUAUUAUGGCAGCGUAUGAUCGUGUGGUGACAUUUGUGGAUAAUGCCCUUCCACCCACAAGUGCGUUGGAACGCCGUCGUGGGGCACCUUUACUAGUCUUUAAUGAUCACAUCUAUCUCCGCCCCGCCUGUAGUGGUGAUCGUGUUUGUUAUCUCGCCCACUCACAUGAACGAGUGGCACGAUUGGUGGUUGAGUUUGGCCUUGAGGCCUGCGGUGUUGGCGGUGUUGGUCUUGUGCGGGCGGUUGCGGAGCGGGCGAGUAGUGAUGCGGCCGCACACGCCACUCUGCGGCUGUUGGUGUUUGGCCCACACGCCGUGGAUGCGGAGAUCCGAGAAGCGUGUGAACAGCUCCUGCAACAAGGGCAAGAACAAGAAGAAAAGGAGGAGGAGGAAGAAGAACAAGAGCAAGAGGGAUCGGAAGAGGAGAAUGAGAAUGAGAAUGAGGAUGAUUGCACCAAUAGUGCAGAUAGACGUUAUUUUGAUAUUCUUUCUCUCAUUACGAGUGAUUGUACGGCGAUGGAUCAGGAAGGCAAUGAGGAGGAUAAUAACAAGAAAGAUGAUCUGGUGGAGUCCAUUCCACACCGGGUGACGCUUGCUCAAGUGGAUAUGGCAGUGGCAUUCAUGAAUAGCCGUUACACUGCCGCCUUUACCUCUAACCGUAAAAGAACAGAUGGGAAAGAGGAAGAAGUGGAGAAGAAGAAGAAGAAAAAAAACAAAGUUUAA
Trypanosoma theileri is the source of this 3099-nucleotide messenger RNA. RefSeq lists its product as uncharacterized. Lineage: Eukaryota; Euglenozoa; Kinetoplastea; Trypanosomatida; Trypanosomatidae. Gene Ontology annotation, cellular component: nucleus. Bases 1 to 3099 code for a protein of 1032 amino acids. Gene Ontology annotation, biological process: poly(A)+ mRNA export from nucleus. The record is from RefSeq and is a predicted model, not a curated record. The transcript has a single exon. Gene Ontology annotation, molecular function: RNA binding.